CCUGCUAUGACCUAAGAAAAAGCAAAACAAGUUGAGAAGAAGGAUUCGCGUUGGAGGUGAUUCUUAUUUGAACUAAUUUUAUAAUGUGAUAUGCAAAUAAGGAGGAUUUUACCACGUAUACUAAAGGAUACACAUCUGUGGUUUCUUGAAGUCAUGCUGUAAUAAGUUACAUCCAACAUGGCUUGGUUGUUAGGUAAAGCUGAACAUUUAUUGAAUAAUUUAGAUCAAAGUGCCUCCCAAGCACUAAAUACUUCAGAGGUUAAAGGCUUCACUCCAGUGAAACAUCAGACUGUUGAAGAUCAUGUCAGUCCAUCACCACGAACAUUUCCAACCUCAGCAAGUUCUGUCACUUUGUCUGCCACCCAGUUAGCCAACACUGCCAACAUCCGCAGAACACCCAGCGAGAGCACUAUAGGAAGUUUUAAUUCACAAAAAUAUAAGAAUUCUCCGUCGAAAUCUAAAAAGGAAGAUGAUGAGAAACUCUUUGAAUUCCUGAACAGUCCUGGAACUGGAACAGAAAAAAAAAAAGUUGAUAAAAAACCACCGAAUGGUAAACACUCAAGACAGUCUAGUACUUCGUCAAAUGUGUCGUCCAAAAGCGGGAAAACCGAGGGAAGCUCCAGCACCGGAAUUGUUAUAACAGCUUCAGAGCAAGCAGGCAAUAAUGAUGACAUACCAGAUAUCCAAGAGCCAACACCAGUUGGUACACCUCAUUCUGAAGCUGAUGCUAGCAUCGAUAUUCCAGAUGCAAUUUUAGGCAGUCGCUACCAGUCAGGACAACUGGAUGAGGCAUCGCAGCGUGUCUCCACACUGGAGUAUGAGAAUAAACUACUGAAAAAUGAAGUGAGCUCUUUGAAUCAAGAAAUGUCAUCUGCUUUGCAGAGAGCAAAGAAAUCUGAAGGAGAACUUGUGAAAAUCAAGGAUGAACUACGAAAGAAGCGGUCCCAAAUGGGUGAGUCAGAUGCCCUUAUUCGUCAGCUACAGCAGCGUGAAGACGACUUGUCAGAGGAACUCAAUGCAAAAAACUCGCAACUUGGCGUUUUACGUGUUCGCUUUCAGGAGGCUGAUAGUGAACUUAUUGAAAAGAAGAAAGAAUUGAACUUACUCCUGAGUGAAAAUGAAAGGAUAUUGAAAGACCAUUCUAGCUCGAGUGGUGUGCAUGGAAAGGCCUUAGACUCUGCCAAUGUCAAGCUGAGAGAGUCUGAAGCAGCACUGAAGCGAGAACAGGAGUCAUAUCAGAUGGCUCAAGCUGAGUUCAUGCAGCGUCAGAGCAAGAUAGAGGAAGAGAACACAUCAUUAUCAGAGUCAUAUGCUGCAGCUCAGAAGAAAUACAACAAUGAAAAGGCUCGUGUAAAUGAGUUGACAACACAGUUGAGGACAUUGAAGAGCAACUUGGAAAGUGCAAAGCAGGAGUUAACAGACUACAAACAAAAGGCUACUAGGAUAUUGCAGUCAAAGGACAAAUUGAUCAACAGUUUGAAGGAAGGAGCUGUAGCUAUAGAGGGCCAUUCAAGCAGUACUGUGGAAUUGGAGGAGAUGACGAAUGAGAGGGACAUGCUGCGGGAAGAGCUGCACCAAGUCAACACUAAACUUGAUACAUUGAGAGUUGAAAUUCAGGAUCUAGAGAUGAUGCAACAGUCUGAUGCUGAGACGGCACAGGACCAAAUCCAAGAAUUACAAGAUCAGUUGGAAAAAGAACGACAGAAUGUGAGAGAGUGUGAGGCGGACUUGGAGAAGAGUAAGGAAGAACUUAAAUUCAUCCAGGAUGAUUCACAUAAACAAAAGCUAAAUCUACAAGCAAAGCUGCAGGAAAAAGAUGAAGAAGUAAUAACUUUAAAAAACCAGUUGGUUGCAAAGCGUAUGAGCGGUACAACGCAAGCAGAGUUGGAGAAUCGUUUACACACACUGACUGAAAGCCUGAUUCAGAAGCAGACUAUGCUGGAGGCAUUAGGGACAGAGAAGAACUCGUUAGUACUUCAGCUUGAAAGAGUUGAGAAAAAUAAUAAAGAAGUGCAAGGUAUUCACCCUGUUACGAACUGUAAUCACCGUCAUCACACCGUGACAUUUAACAACGCUGAAGAUGAAGAAGGUGCAAGACAACGCACUCUGCCAUCAUUUAUGCGAGAGGAGCCUAACGAUCCUGUUGUGACUAAAAACGUCAAGAGGGCAGCAAACACUAUCGAUAAAUUUAGCAUUAGACUAGGUGUAUUCCUCAAACGAUAUCCAAUUGCAAGGGUCUUUGUCAUUUGCUAUAUGAUUAUGUUACAUUUGUGGGUGAUGAUCGUACUAUUGACAUACUCACCAGAAAUCCACAAUGAUUUUCAUCCAUUUGAUAACAAGGACCCAAACCUCCAUAAUAAAUUAAAGUGAUGAGGUCAGAGCAGGUCAUGUCAAUUUUUAAUGGAAACACAUACGAUACAUAUAACCAGCCUAAGGCCUCUAAACUGUUCUGGAAAUUAUUUUUUAUUCUAGGUUGAUGGGAGGAAAAGCUAUGAAAGUGUUGAAAAGGAGAGAUACGGUUUGUGCUUUAAAUAAGGACAGACUGAACUUAUCCCCAAGCCCCAGGUUGGGAUCAACCUCCUCCGUCCCGAAACCCAUUCUUUUUGGCAAGAGGAAUUUGCCUUUAACUAGGUAUUACAUUAAAUCUAGCUUUGGAUAAAUAUUUUAAAGUAUUGUAAACAUAGAAUUUUCAUUA
Molecule: messenger RNA, 2695 nt
Organism: Anneissia japonica
Lineage: Eukaryota; Metazoa; Echinodermata; Crinoidea; Comatulida; Comatulidae
Product: golgin subfamily A member 5-like
Exons: 13
Coding region: 178-2370 (730 amino acids)
Biological process (GO): retrograde transport, vesicle recycling within Golgi; Golgi organization
Cellular component (GO): Golgi cisterna; Golgi membrane
Source: RefSeq, a predicted model, not a curated record